Setaria italica (foxtail millet) is the source of this 1141-nucleotide messenger RNA. Its product is annotated as probable protein S-acyltransferase 7. Gene Ontology annotation, cellular component: endoplasmic reticulum; Golgi apparatus. The record is from RefSeq and is a predicted model, not a curated record. Bases 220 to 1068 code for a protein of 282 amino acids. NCBI's taxonomy places the organism in Eukaryota, Viridiplantae, Streptophyta, Magnoliopsida, Poales, Poaceae. Gene Ontology annotation, molecular function: protein-cysteine S-palmitoyltransferase activity. Gene Ontology annotation, biological process: protein targeting to membrane; peptidyl-L-cysteine S-palmitoylation. The transcript has a single exon.
ACAGAUCGACGGCGCGUGCAGGACGUGGUGGUGCUGGUGCUGACGUCGGGGCGGGACCCCGGGAUCAUCCCCCGGAACGCGCGUCCGCCGGAGCCCGACGACGCCGACAGCACGGCCUCCCCCGCCGCGGCGAGCACCGCGCCGUCGUGGUCGCUCCCCCCGACGCGCGACGUGUACGUGAACGGCACCGUCGUCAAGGUCAAGUACUGCCAUACCUGCAUGCUCUACCGGCCGCCGCGCUGCUCCCACUGCUCCGUCUGCAACAACUGCGUCGACCGCUUCGACCACCACUGCCCCUGGGUGGGCCAGUGCAUCGGCCGGCGGAACUACCGCUUCUUCUUCAUGUUCAUAUCUUCGACGACGUUCCUGUGCCUCUACGUGUUCGGCUUCUGCUGGGUGAACCUGUACCUCAUCUCCCGGCAGUACGGCGUGGGGCUCGGCCGCGCCGUCGCCGACUCGCCGGUGUCGGGGUUCCUCAUCGCCUACACCUUCGUCACCGCCUGGUUCGUCGGCGGGCUCACGGCGUUCCACUCCUACCUCGUCUGCACCAACCAGACCACGUACGAGAACUUCCGGUACCGGUACGAGGGGAAGGCCAACCCCUUCAACCGCGGCGCCGCCGCCAACGUCACCGAGAUCUUCUUCUCGCCGAUCCCGCCGUCGAGGAACGACUUCAGGGCCAAGGUCUCCCCCGCCGACCCCGACGCCGCCGCGCUCUACUACCUCGGCCCGCUGUCGUCGGAGUCGAGGAUCAGCUUCUACACACGGGGCAGCCUCAGCUUCGACAUGGCCAAGGCCAGCUUCGACCUCAACUACUCCGCCAAGCGCACCAGCGUCGCCUCGUCCUCCGACUUCGGUGACAUCUACGGCGGCCAGGGCCACGGCGGCGGGCUCGACCGGGUCUCGACGCACCAGCAACCGCGGCACUCUAUCUUCGGUGGGCCUGGCAGGGAGAGCAGGAAGGUGGAGGAGGAAGCCGACGCGGUCACGGCGGAGCUCGGGGCGACGAAGCCGCAGUACGGCGGCGGCGCCGGCCGGCCGCGCGGGGGGGAGUUCGAGGUGGUGUGAAUGGGAAUCGCGAAUGGGAAUGCGAUUUGAGUGCGUGUGUUUUUCGUGUGAUUGUGUCCGUGUCCGUGUAUGU